AAAAAUGGAAAAAGAUAAAACGGAAGCAGAAAACACAUCUCCGUAACACAGAGAGACGGAGAGAAACAUUUCCUUUCCUUUCUUUGCUAUUUCUUUCGUUUCGUUUCUCACACAGAAAGUGGGAAAGGAAAGGAAAGGAAAGAGAAGCAGCAGCAAGAAAAAAUCACUAGUGUCACUUUUAAAUCCAGCGAUCUUAGGCUCGUUUUCCAUUUUCUUCUUUUAUAUUUUCCAGCUCAGCUCUCUGCAUUUUAUUUGGAGAAUUCUGAUUUUUUCGAUCUCGACGGCAUUGCAAUGUCUGCUUCUUCACGAUCUUAGGUCCAUCUCCUGUUUUCGUUCUUCAGCUGUGUCCACAAUUUAUUUGGGAGAGGAGGAAUUCUAGGUCACCUUAACAUGAAUAAUCAACAACAAAGGAAAUUAGGUGAGAAUGUGAUAUAUGACAGCUUAAAUGGCAAUCAUGCUCUGAAUGCAGAUGAAAAAGAAGCGCCUGAAGGCAUCGAUGGCAACAUACAACCAUUGGUUGAGUGGUUGAACCAUAUGAUUCCCCAUUUAAAUUUGCCACUGGAAGCUUCAGAAGAAGAAUUGAGGGCAUGCCUUAUUGAUGGCACUGUUUUGUGUAGCAUUUUGAGCAAGCUGAAUCCUGGUUUGGUUGAAAUGAGGGGCAACUUUGAGCCUGGUCCAGAAAAAGUAAAACUGUUUCUGGCUGCGAUGGAUGAAAUGGGAUUUCCUAGGUUUGUACUUGCAGACAUAGAACAGGGAUACAUGAUGCCAGUUUUGCAGUGCCUUGGCACUCUUAAAGCACAUUUUGAUUAUAAUGGUGGGAAAGAGGGCAUCCGUAAUCAUUCAAGAAGAUUAUGGAAUCUAUUGUUGGCAAAUACCAAGGGGACACACCAACAAUCAGAAGGAAUUGAUCAUUCCAAAGGGGUGCAUCGUUCUGUUAUAUCAGAGCCUUAUCCUGCUUUGUUGCAUGAUGCUGGACACAAGUUUUCCAAGGAGUUGCCGCUAAAGCAAGAAUACUAUGCUGAUCUUGUGGAUUCUAAUAUUUGGGAAUUGAUGAAAUCAAACAGUUUGGAUAAUGCCUCAACUAGAACAUUGUUCAGUUUGGUGUAUAAGAUACUGGAUGAUAGCACAGGAAGGAAGAAUGGCCACAUUCAACAUAUGGUACAUAUAUUGAAGAAAGUCAUCCAAGUUAUUGAGCAACGAUUUUCAAUUCAAGCAGAGAACUUGAGAGAUCAAAACAACCUCUAUGGCAUUCAUACAGAGAAGUACCAAUCAAAAAUAAGAGUACUUGAGACCCUUGCAUCUGGGACCGCAGUAGAAAUUGAGGUAUUAUUGUCGCAACUACAGAAGAUAAAGAUUGAGAAGAUCAAAAUAGAGCACAAGGAAAAGCUUGAAGAACAGGAACUCCAUAAGUUAAAGGAAGAGAAAAAUCAUAAUGAUAUUGAGAAAUUAACUCUGAGAGAGGAACUAGAAUUAGCAAAGAAGAUGCAUGAAGAGCAUUGCUUAUUGUUGGAAGUGCGUGCAAAGGAAAAAAAUGCUGAAUUAGAGAAGCGAAUGGAGGAACUUGAGCGUCUUCUUGUAGAGUCAAGAAACAAAGUGAAAGAACUUGAGUCGUUUUCUGAAUCUAAAUCUCAAAGAUGGAAAAAGAAAGAAGGAACCUAUCAAAGCUUUAUAAAUUAUCAAUUUGGAGCUUUCCAGGAAUUGAGAGCUACAUCUGAGUCCAUAAAACGUGAAGUCUUGAAGACAAAACGGAGUUACUUGGAGGAAUUUCAAUGCUUAGGAGGGAAGCUUAAGGGACUGGCAGAUGCUGCUGAGAAUUACCACUCUGUGCUUGCAGAAAAUCGAAAACUGUAUAAUGAAGUUCAAGAUUUGAAAGGAAAUAUUCGAGUGUAUUGUCGGAUAAGACCAUUUCUUCCAGGCCAAUGUAAAAAGCAAACAACCAUAGAGUAUAUUGGUGAAAAUGGUGAAUUAGUGGUUUCAAAUCCCUCAAAACAGGGAAAAGACAACCAUAGACUCUUCAAAUUCAACAAGGUUUUUGCUCCAACUGCUAGUCAAGAGGAGGUAUUUUUGGACACCCAACCACUAAUUCGGUCUGUUCUCGAUGGAUAUAAUGUCUGUAUCUUUGCUUAUGGUCAAACUGGCUCGGGCAAGACUUACACAAUGAGUGGACCUGAUUUAUCAUCAGAAGAGGAUUGGGGGGUCAAUUAUCGAGCCUUACAUGAUCUUUUCAAAAUCUCGCAUAGCCGGAAAAGCUCCAUCAGAUAUGAAAUUGGUGUACAAAUGGUUGAAAUAUACAAUGAACAAGUUCGCGAUCUCCUCUCAAGCAAUAGCUCUCAGAAAAGACUGGGGAUUUGGAGUACAACCCAACCAAAUGGGUUAGCUGUCCCUGAUGCUAUCAUGCACUGUGUUAAAUCAAGCUCAGAUGUCCUAGAGUUGAUGAAUAUUGGGCUGAUGAACCGUGCUAUUGGUGCUACAGCCCUGAAUGAAAGAAGUAGCAGAUCCCACAGUGUGCUCACUGUUCAUGUUCAUGGCAUGGACUUGGAGACUGGUGCUGUUUUGCGUGGUAAUCUGCAUUUAAUUGAUCUUGCUGGAAGUGAAAGGGUGGAUCGAUCUGAAGCAACUGGAGACAGGUUGAAGGAGGCACAACACAUAAAUAAAUCACUUUCCGCACUUGGGGAUGUGAUAUUUGCUUUAGCUCAAAAAAAUCCACAUGUUCCUUACAGAAAUAGUAAAUUGACUCAAGUACUGCAAAGCUCUUUAGGUGGUCAAGCAAAGACCCUCAUGUUUGUCCAGCUGAAUCCUGAUGUAGAUUCAUAUUCUGAAACUAUAAGUACCUUAAAGUUUGCUGAGAGAGUAUCUGGCAUUGAGUUGGGCGCUGCAAGGAGUAAUAAAGAAGGAAGGGACAUUAGAGAACUUAUGCAGCAGGUGGCAUGCCUCAAGGACACUAUUGCGAAGAAAGAUGAAGAGAUUGAGCAGUUGCAGCAGCUUAAAUCUAAUGUGGUUGGCAUGAAGCAUGGUGUGAACUCCCUCAGAAGUGAAUCUUCUUCUCCAAGAAGAUAUUCAAUUGAGGGUCCUCGUAAAGCCCCUAUGACAAGUGGGGAGAAAAGCUUAGGACCUUAUGAUAAAGUGGCUUCUGACAUCGAUAAUAGUUCAGAUUACAGUGAGAAACGAUCUGAAGCUGGUUCUCUACAGUCAAGGGAUGACUUCAGGCAUCAAGAGGCAUCUUUUCCGCAGUCAAGGUCAAUGGGUGACUUGAGACUUCAAAAGGAAUUUCUCUCUCAACCAAAGCUUAGAAAAGAUAUAGGUCAGAAUCCUAAAGAAGACAUUGACCUCUUGGGGUUUGGAGAUGUGGAUUCUGAUGAGAGAUUGAGUGACAUAUCUGAUGGUGGUCUUUCAAUGGGAACUGAAACAGAAUCAGUCGAGUUCACUCUUUUUCCUGAGCCAGCAAAAUCACCUGGAAGUACAAGACCAGCUGAAGCUGCUGAACCUGCAAAAUCACCUGUUGCAACACCAGGUGCAGCAAAACCAACUGAGAAAGCAGAGAACACCAGGAAACCCAGUUUUAUAUCCAAGUUACCAAGGCCUCCACAGCAAUUGAUGCAAACAAGAUUGUCACGCCUAUCAUUGACUAAGAAUUCCACUCCAAGGGCUUUAUCAACACCUCGGACUCUUGGUAGUUCCUCCGCAGCCAAGCCUCCAAAGAAAUGGCACUAAAUAUUGGAGACAUUUUGGAUGGUAAAGAAAUUGACACUUGCAGUAGUUUGUAGAUUCUAACUUUGUCAGGUUGUUCCUCCUAGAAUUGUCCUAGCUUCCAUUUAUUCCAAUAGAAAUGUUCACUUGGGAAGCGAUAAACCAGAAGACUGUGGUUUAAAAUGUAUAUACCUGAGGAUUAUCGUUUCAA
Molecule: messenger RNA, 3898 nt
Organism: Manihot esculenta (cassava)
Lineage: Eukaryota; Viridiplantae; Streptophyta; Magnoliopsida; Malpighiales; Euphorbiaceae
Product: kinesin-like protein KIN-14J
Exons: 22
Coding region: 391-3711 (1106 amino acids)
Biological process (GO): microtubule-based movement
Molecular function (GO): microtubule motor activity; ATP binding; microtubule binding
Source: RefSeq, a predicted model, not a curated record